GUAUUCCAGCAACCGAGAAGUUGGUCGUUUGCCGCUGUCGACGGAGGGAGGGGAACGAGCAGCUUGGAACGGCCGCCAGUGCGAGGAUUCUGUAGGGUCUACGGGGGGGCGGCUGGAUCAGCCACGCUUACGAACAGCCCUGGAAGAGAGGCGCUCCUAGUGGGAAGAUUCCCGAGUUCAAAUCUCGGGUGGGGCAGUUUGGGAGGCAGGGUUGAGCCAGGAGGGCCGGGCAAAUGGGGGGCAGCUGAUAGCCGGAGGAGUGGGAAAUCUAGAAGUUACCCCCCUUAAAAAAAACCUCACCCCCCCUUAAGAGUGAGGCCAAAGACCAAGAUGUGUUUGGGGCAGUUUAGGUAGAUUUGGGCUUGCAGAGAUUGGGAGUGGUUAGGGGGUUCAGAUUAAACAGGGUCGAGGAGUAAUUAGAUCAUGGGGGUGAGAGACUCUUGAGAACUGAAGCAGUUAAGAGGGGAGAUCUUUUGGGCGGAGGGGGGAGCAUAACUGGGAAAAGCAACCCUGUGCAAGGAGAGUUGGCGAUUUAAGGCGGGGGCGUUCUGGACUGGGGGAGGCCUUGUGUUUUUAUACCAUUAGACGGAGUGGGGUGGGAUUUGGGUGAAACGUUGAGAUUUCUGGGUGCUCCAUGGAAGAGGCUGAUUUGAGUGAGAGGAGCCCCCUCUUAAGGGGUAACCUUCAACGCCCCACCAGCUCCCCCAGUACUGAUGUCUUCCAUGGCCGGCGCUUGGCGUGUGCUGCAGUGCUCCUGGCUGAGAUGCUGGAGAGAGUAGCCUUCUACGGCAUCACUUCCAACCUGGUGCUGUUCCUCAAUGGCGUGCCCUACAACUGGGAAGGAGCGCAAGCCAGCCAAGCCUUGCUGCUCUUCAUGGGUGUCACUUACCUGGUCUCGCCUUUUGGUGGCUGGCUGGCUGACGCCCUCCUGGGCAAGUUCCCCACCAUCUUGGUCAGCAUGGCCCUGUACCUGCUGGGCAUGCUGGCCUUCCCUGCCAUGGCCAGUGCCAGCACCCGGCAGUGGCUCUGUGGAGAGCUGGCUCUGUGGCCCGUCGAGAACUGCUCUUCGUCUUUGGGCUCCAAUGCCACUGCGACUCCCUGCCAGCUGGAGGGUGCCACCCGCUACUGCCUCAUCGCCACCUUUGUCGGCUUGGUGCUUGUUGGAGUCAGCGUGGGUUCCGUCAAGGCCAACAUCACACCCUUCGGAGCUGAUCAGGUCAAGGAUCGGGGCCCUGAAGCCACCCGGAGGUUUUUCAACUGGUUUUACUGGAGCAUUAACUUGGGGGCCAUCUUCUCCUUGGGAGGCAUUGCGUACAUCCAGCAGAAUGUGAAUUUUGUCAUUGGCUACAUCAUCCCUGCUGUUUGCAUCGGAGUGUCCUUCGUUGUGUUUCUGUGUGGCCAGAAUUUCUUCAUCACAAAGCCACCCGAUGGCAGCACCUUCACAGACAUGUUUAAGAUUCUAGCAUAUUCUUGUUGUUCCCGGAAGAGGUCCGAUGGAAACUCCAGCACCAGGGACAGCCAAGGAAUACUUCAUCAACCAGCUCCCAGACAAAGCCUCUUUGAGGCAGCCAAAGUUUCCCGUGGAGGGCUGUUCAGGGAGGAUAAAGUCGAGGAUGUGAAAGCGCUGGUCAAAAUAAUCCCGGUCUUCCUGGCUCUUAUUCCCUACUGGAUGGUCUAUUUUCAGAUGCAGACAACCUAUGUCCUCCAGAGCCUGCACUUGAGAAUCCCUCAGUUUUCAAACAGCACGUCGGACAGCCAUACGUUCCCUGCAGCUUGGCUGACCAUGUUUGAUGCAGUGCUUAUCCUCAUCCUAAUACCUUUGAAGGACAAAGUGGUUGACCCCAUCUUGAAGAGGCACGGCCUGCUUCCAUCAUCACUGAAAAGAAUUGCGGUUGGGAUGUUCUUUGUGAUGUGCUCCGCAUUUGCGGCAGGAAUACUGGAAAGCAAAAGGCUGAAGAUUGUGAAGAUCAAGCCAAUUAAUCAGAAGAUCGGGACGGCUGUAUAUCAAGCGGCUGAUAUGUCAGUCUGGUGGCAGAUCCCUCAGUAUCUUCUGAUUGGUUUCAGUGAAAUAUUUGCAAGUAUUUCAGGUCUAGAAUUUGCAUAUUCGGCUGCUCCCAAAUCUAUGCAGAGUGCUAUUAUGGGUCUCUUUUUCUUUUUUUCUGGAAUUGGAUCUUUCGUCGGCUCAGGGCUUCUGGCUCUGGUGUCUAUUACAUCAAUUGGUUGGAUGAGUAAUCACACCGAUUUGGGUAACAUUAAUGGCUGCCAUUUAAACUAUUACUUUUUCCUGCUGGUGGCUAUCCAAGGAGCAACCCUUCUCCUUUUCCUUAUUGUGUCUGUCAAAUAUGACCGCCAAAGAUCUCGGACUAAUGGAGCUACCACCAGUGUGCGGACCUGAUGUGAUCUGGAAGAAAAGAGCAGCUCAUUUGACUGGCAUGAGGCAUCAUUUGCAUCAUCAGUCCACAAGGUCUUAAACGCUAACACAGUGGGCAUUCUCUUUUAACUUGCAUGUUAAUAUUGUGGGUUUGCCUCAGCCCCCCCUUUUCCCCUUUCCUCUGUAAAAGUAGGCAAGUGCCUUAUGUUAGCAAGAUAAUAUUGUUUGUCUUGCCCUGUGCCCUGAGAUGUGAAGCAAGCUCUAUUUUUCAAGCGCGUUACCCGCAGGGAUUGAAGAUGCACUGCGCUUAUUUCAAGCUGCUUCCUCCAGUUUAUUAAAGGUGGAAAUGAGUAGCCUUCAGAAACGGAGAGAAUGAAUGACUGCAUACUAGGAAGCAUUUCAGUUCUUUCAAGGAGGACGUUGAAGGAAGGGAGCAAAAACAUUGUUUUCAAUUUCUUUUUACUUAUCCAUAUUCUCAGAAAUUGAGUUCUCCUUUCUUAAAAUUGAAGCAGCAAAGUAGAUGGGGUGAGAAGCCUCUCUUGUCAAACCUGAAAGGUGAGGGGGGGGUUUGGGGUUGUAUGGUAAUGAAGUGGGGAUUUCCCCCCCCCAAAUGUAGGGGAUUUCCCCCCCUACGUUGGACAAAAGGGAUGUAGCUUAGACAUGUUUGUUUUUCAUUAGCAAAGGUUGUAGAACUACCGUCUUCAGUAACUAAUAGACCUCACUGUGCAACAUGGUGGUCUUUCGGCCACUAUUUUUGUACAUGUUAAAUCAUUUUGUGAUGGGGAAACUGAGCUGGAAUCAGUCUUUUUUCUUCUUCUUUCCUUUUUUCCCCCUCACGCCUUGAGAAUUUUUCCUUUUUUUUUUUUAAGUAGGACUUGAAGUGUUUGGAAAAUACUGUGUGCUAUAAAUAAGCAAAUCUUUUGUUUCCCAAUAGUUUUCAUGUUUAAAAGCUGACACAUGGGAGUAAAAAUGAAAGUAUUGAAACCUAUUUUGAGCUAGGUUGGGUUGACAUUCUGAAGGGCACAGUCAACUUAUAGUGAAGGCCUAGGUGAACAUAAACUGUGAGAUGGGCCCUCGAUGAUUUGGGAUUCCGAGCCAAUGCGAGGCCGAAAAAUCUGUAUCAACCAUCAGCCAAGCUUUUCCCACAAUCCAUUUACAUGUAGUUCUCCACUAAACCACCCUCUUUUGGAGGACAAAACAGUUGUAUAUAAAUCAGGGAGGGGAAACCUGUGGCCCUCCAAAUGUUGGAUUCCAAUUCCCAUCAGCUCAGCCAGCAUGGGCAAUGGUCAGGGAUGAUGGGAAAUGGAGUCCAAGCAAUCUGGAGAGCCAUCAGGUUGUCCAUCCCUGAGGUAAAUCCCACCUUGAGCUUCUUGGCAGAAGGAUGUGCAAUAAAAACAGAUAGGUUUCCAUCAUUUCAUCCAACAUGUCCCUUGCGCAAAAGUGGUUCUUUAUUUCUCACGGGGCUGAAUUGUCAGUUGCAUUUCCUCUUUGCAAAAAGUUAUACAUAAAGAGUGUUGGACUACGACCUGAGAGACCAGGGUUUGAAUCCCCACACAGCCAUGAAGCUCACUGGGUGACCUUGGGCCAGUCACUGCCUCUCAGCCGCAGAGGAAGGCAAUGGUAAAACCACCUCUGAAUACAGCUUACCAUGAAAACCCUAUUCAAGUCAGGAUCAACUUGAAGGCACUCCAUUUCCAUUUUCCAUACAUAAAAGCAAUAUUUUACACAGAAAUUAUGGAAUCCACUGGAGGAGGCAAAAAAAAAUCUACUUCUUCUAACAACAAAUGGUUUUUAAAAUGCUUCUUUGGUGUUUAAUUUUUAAGCAUACAAACAUUGGGACAGAAAAGAGACCUUCGGUUUUCUAUAAAUCAAGUACCUUCAUUUAAAAAUGUUUACAAAAAUGCUUGUGCUGCGAGCCUGUGUUCCACGGUGAAUAAAAA
This is a messenger RNA of Rhineura floridana, 4311 nucleotides long. RefSeq names its product solute carrier family 15 member 4 (gene SLC15A4). NCBI's taxonomy places the organism in Eukaryota, Metazoa, Chordata, Lepidosauria, Squamata, Rhineuridae. Gene Ontology annotation, cellular component: membrane. The record is from RefSeq and is a predicted model, not a curated record. Gene Ontology annotation, molecular function: L-histidine transmembrane transporter activity. Gene Ontology annotation, biological process: transmembrane transport; histidine transport; oligopeptide transport. Bases 635 to 2395 code for a protein of 586 amino acids. The transcript has 8 exons.